Messenger RNA from Anopheles stephensi (Asian malaria mosquito), 4477 nucleotides. Its product is annotated as CDK5 and ABL1 enzyme substrate 2. The transcript is spliced from 5 exons. Lineage: Eukaryota; Metazoa; Arthropoda; Insecta; Diptera; Culicidae. The coding region runs from base 1339 to 3285 and encodes 648 amino acids. The record is from RefSeq and is a predicted model, not a curated record. Gene Ontology annotation, biological process: regulation of cell cycle.
UGGUUUUGUCCGUCGACGAGUGGGAUUCGCUUUUAGCUCCAAUCGUGGUGCCGUACGCGCAGAGUGCAGUGCUUGACAGACCUUGGCGUUUUUUUCAAUCAACACCAGCCCUAAUCUAAUCAAGAGUGUCCGUUCGCGAUCGAAACAUCUGUACGCUGCAGGCUGACCCGUUCGGUUCGCAAACCGUCCAGUGCUAGUAUGCUCGUUCACCGUGCGCGUAAAAAACACUUGAUGCAAGGAACUUAACACACACACACGGUACGACUCCCUUCCUUUUGGUCUACGGCUCGCCCACCCACCCCCGCUGGCGCUGGUGUGUAGUGCGAAAAGAAUUCGUGUUUUUGCCGUGCAGUGUUUCUCGUAAAAUGUGCGGUGAAUAAAAAGGUUCGCGUUCAGCAUAGUGUGCGAGAUUGCCAUUUUACACCGAACGUGUCCAUUUUCUGCUUCGAUUUCCACCCGCAAACCCCUUUUCGUCAAACGCCCCACAUCACGGCCCGCUCCGGCCAGUUCUUAUUCAAUCGAAAGUACACGCAAGAACCGCACUUGCGUUGCAGAGCAUACGCAUCGUACGGGUUGCCGGUAGCGAGAGCGAGAAGGACUGUAACCGAUUGCGAAAACAUCUAAGCAAGAGCGAGAACGAGCAGCAAUCGUGCCUACACAGAAGCAGAAAGGGUUUGCCAUUUUUCUUUCCAAAAACAACACCGAAAAGCCACCGCAGCCACAACACACGGUAGACCGGAAAAAUUGCGACGUGCAGCGCGAGAAAACGGCUGGACAAAAGAUUGGGUCUAGGUAACGAGCAGCAAGGAGGGAACAAACAAAAGAAGUUAUAGAAACGCAAACAACAGCAGCAACAACCACCCCGCAUCAAAAUGAUUCCCAAUAAAACGAACUGAUAUACGGCUGCUUGCAGCUCGUCGUGGUUCAAAGGUGUGUUGUGUGAAGCAGAAGUGAAGAAGGUGUUGCGGGAGAGUGUGCGAGCGCGGGUGUGUGUGUUUUGUUUUGAUCGUUCGCGGUCUGUUUUUUUGGGUUUCCUUCAUUUCGCUGUUCGCGGAGAGCUGCUGUUGUUCAGCAUACCGGUACUGCUGCAGUGUGUUCCAGUUUGCUUCGAUCGUAUCUCUGUCCCUACUCUUGUGCGUCGCUAAGAAACCUGAAACUCGCAGGUUGCUGUGGUUGUGUUGUGUUUUUGAUUUACCGUGGUGACCGUGAAUAAGGGCUCUCGCGCACUGUCGCUGUGUGUGUGUGUGUGUGGUGCUGGAGAUUGUACUGUUUUUGGUGGAGCCAAAAUCAAAGGGCAAGCAAGCAAAAGCAACACACGUCCCAUCCGGCAUCCGAUACAUGGCUAGUUCUAUGAACAGCAGGAACCGCAUUCGUCGUCGACUGGCUGCGAUAUCCUUUCUGUCCAACAUCUCGCUGGACGGUACCCAUCGGGACACGAAGCUCGGUCCGCUGCACGGAGGCGGAGGUGGAGCGGUUGGUGCGUCACUGGCCGGCAGAGCAGGCGGAGGAGCAACAGCGGUUAGCCACACCAGCGCAGCACUAGCACUGAACAACAAUGAUCUGGACGGUAUCGGCACGUGCAAUGACGAGCCGGGAGAGGACGGGCUCGAUGCGCCUGGGACGGUCCGCGGCUGGCUGCCGGCGGGCGGUGGUGGCGCGGCACCGAUCGACGGUGCUGCGGCCGGCUUGAGCGGUGGGCCGGCCAACCCGCCGAUUGCUGCCGAGGGGCAGCAGCGGGCACGGGCCAGAACUGGAACGUUUAGCAAAAGUCCCGAACGCUACGCCGGCAAGCGGAUCGACAGCGAGGGCAACAUGGUGGUCAGCAAUGGGUCAUCGGCCAAGGGCACGCCGCUGAAGGAUCGUGAAAAUUGGAAUCCGAACGAUGGACGGCUAAACCAUACGGCGGAUAAGCGCUCGCGAGCGAACUCCGCCACGCAGCGUCCAACCGGUGCCAAACGAUCGCUGCUGAUGAAUACCAGCGCCGGAACAAUCGUAACCGGCCCCACGUCGUCCGGCGGUGGCAAUGGACCAGAAGAUCCACAACAGCGUCCCGGCGCGGGUACGGCAGGUUGGACCACGAACAGCAGCACGGAAAGCUUGAUCCAGGGCCGUCCGACCCGGACCGUCGUCAUUAACGAUCAGGGUGCAGGUGGUGGUGGUUAUCCGCGCGAGGUGCGCUACUACAACCAGAUGGACCUGCGGCGCCAUCCGGGCGGCUUUCAGGAGGAUCGUAUCGUGCUGCUGGCGAAGAAAGCACCGUGCCAUAUCUUCUCCGUGUUGCCGUACUGCAAGGGCAAAGCGUCGCGGGCCGAAAUGCGUCGCGAGCGGCGCCGUCAUCCGUCCGGUGCGCGCCCACUGUCCUCGAUUAACGAUGCACCGUUCGACGCGUUCCGGCUGCUCGGGAUCGAGCGUGGCGGUGAGGUCGGUCAGGAGGUAUCGUACGGAUACUUGCUGAUCCCUUCGAGGGCGUAUCAUCGCGAGAAAAAGCACCCGGAAAAGGCUAUCAAGAGUGGUGCUGCGUUCGAGAUAACGAACUUCGCCUCGAUGGAGAAUCAUGCCGCGGCACGGUACUAUGAUACGUUGAACCGUAACAGUGCCGCGAGUCCAUCGCAACCGUCGGGUGGAGCGUCCGGUGGAGGAGUGGGUGGUGUCGUUGGUGGUGGUGGUGGUGGUGCGGGUAGUGGACCAUCGUCCGGACUGUUGGACAUUUCGAAAGAGUACGAAGAUGGCUACACUUCCAUUUCCGGGAUACAGUACUCGGCCAACAUACUGGACGAUCCGGAGCUGAUUGCGGGCAAGCAUCGGACGCUGCUCACCUUCACCUCGUACGUUACGUCCGUCAUCGACUACGUGCGGCCGUCCGAGCUGAAGAAGGAGCUGAACGAUCAGUUCCGGGAGAAGUUCCCACAAAUUCAGCUUACGCUCAGCAAACUCCGAAGCAUUAAACGCGAGAUGAAGCGCAUCAACAAGCUGGACAGCCGUGUCGACUUUCUGACCAUCUCGCAGGCGUACGUCUACUUCGAGAAGCUCAUCCUGUCCAAGCUGGUCAACAAGGAGAACCGGAAGCUGUGCGCCGGCGCCUGUCUGCUGCUGAGCGCCAAACUGAACGACAUCAAGGGAGAGGCGCUCAAAAGCUUGAUCGAGAAAACAGAAAGCGUGUUUCGUCUAAAUCGUAAGGAGCUGAUCGCUUCCGAGUUUGCGGUGCUGGUGGCGCUCGAGUUUAGCCUGCACGUACCGACGCAGGAAAUUCAUCCGCACUAUCAGCGCCUGAUGUACGAAUCAUAGGAAUGGGCGGUAGGUGGCGGUUGCGGCGGCGGCGGUGGUGGUGGGGAAGCAGCCGGAACGAGGAAGGGAGUCAACGAGAUUAACCAUUUACUGUUGUGUCAUAUGCUGCAGGAAGCAUUUAUUGGGUGAUUUUCUUACACAGAUUUAGGGGCGGCUAGUUGAAGCGGGACAGAGCAGCCAAGCACUUGACUGCUUCCCCCCGGGCAAAGACUGUUAAUUGCAAAUGAGUGUGAGGAGAUUUAUAAAUGCUUAGAACAACCCCCCCGCGUUAGUAGUUGUACACUCUUAAAAAAAAGUUAAACGUUUACAGCCGGGUUUAAACACUGUAAUGCGGAUUUUUAAAGCACACAAAUCAGCAACCCCACAUCCAUGUUUGGGAUGGGGUGUUGUAGGUUAUAUGCAAUGAUAAGCAUUACUUUGCCAUAUAAAACACAGAAAAAUGUAUACCGUUUUUAGCAGCAUGUUAGGCAAGCGCAACUUCAUUCUGCUCAAUAUCUCUCUCACACACACUCUUCUUGUCCCUUAGCGAGUUCCUAAAAAACAUUAGAUAGAAUGAUGGAUGUACUUACGGAACUUAGUGUUGACCCAAUGUACUUCUCAUCUCACCACUCCAUGUGUCCUAGCUUAACUAAUCCCCCGAAUGCGAAUGAAAUUGGAUGUACUUACGGUGGCUGCGGCGGAUGCCAUAUACAACCCGAUGUACUUUUACUAUUUCUAUUCGAUUUUUUUUACCAAUCCGGGCAAAGAUAUAUUAGAUGGUCGUUUAUUUUUAUUUUUUCUUUAAAUUUUGUUAUUUACCCACCCAUAUACUAGUAUAUAUACCUUAAGGAUUUAUGUUUAUUAGGCUGAAACGCCCCGCAAACGUGUAGCUAUACAAUAUGCCACAGGACAACACAGCUAAAAAGGGUGAUGGUGAAAAAUCGGUUUAUAAAACUGUGCUUACACAUAUAUACUGCUGCCGAAGUACUUGCGAGAAGGAAGGUAGAAUUCGUUAUAUUUCGCGUUUAUUUUAUUAAACCCACGCUUUUCUGUUUGUUUUAGUUCGUUACAUCUUUACAUCGUUUUGUUGAGUGUUUGGUAGAAGAGGGGGGAAGUAGUGCUUGUAGUCGUAGUUGUAAAAGCUCGCUCGGGAGUGGGCAUUUUUUUUUUCAAAAUAUAACCUCUUUACUAUAGACGUGGUGUCACACCUUGA